Messenger RNA from Callithrix jacchus (white-tufted-ear marmoset), 3319 nucleotides. It is a transcript of the gene NT5DC1, whose product is annotated as 5'-nucleotidase domain containing 1. Lineage: Eukaryota; Metazoa; Chordata; Mammalia; Primates; Cebidae. Gene Ontology annotation, molecular function: 5'-nucleotidase activity. The record is from RefSeq and is a predicted model, not a curated record.
ACAUCAGGGGGCGCCGUCGUUGGGGUGUCAGGGGUAAGCAGUGCGGACGACCAGACGCCGGGCGGCGCAGGACGCCGGCCGUACGAGGGGCGGGGGCUAAGCGUAUCCAGGGGCGGUGCUGGAGGGCGCGGGAGGCGGGAGAGGCGGCCGCGCCUGGUGCCCCAGCAACCUCAGCCCCGCCCCGCCGCAUCCGGCCGGGUCGGGUCCCGCAGCGUCCAGCCCGCGCGCUCCUUGCACCCGCCCGUCCGCUCCUUGCAACCUCCCUGGCCGAGGCGCUCCCCGGUGCUCCUCGUGCAGCCAUGGCUCAGCACUUCUCCCUGGCCGCCUGCGACGUGGUCGGAUUCGACCUGGACCACACUCUGUGUCGCUACAACCUGCCCGAGAGCGCCCCGCUCAUUUAUAAUAGCUUUGCCCAGUUCCUAGUGAAGGAGAAAGGGUAUGAUAAGGAAUUGCUCAAUGUGACCCCAGAGGAUUGGGAUUUCUGUUGCAAGGGUUUGGCAUUGGAUCUAGAAGAUGGGAACUUCCUUAAACUUGCAGAUAAUGGCACUGUUCUCAGGGCAAGCCAUGGCACCAAGAUGAUGACUCCCGCAGUGCUGGCAGAGGCAUAUGGCAAGAAAGAGUGGAAGCACUUCUUGUCGGACACUGGAAUGGCUUGCCGCUCAGGAAAGUAUUAUUUUUACGACAACUACUUUGACCUGCCAGGAGCUCUUCUAUGUGCCAGGGUGGUGGAUUAUUUAACAAAACAGAACAAUGGUCAAAAAACAUUUGAUUUUUGGAAGGAUAUAGUUGCUGCUAUACAACACAAUUAUAAAAUGUCAGCUUUUAAGGAAAACUGCGGAAUAUACUUCCCAGAAAUAAAAAGAGAUCCAGGCAGGUACUUACACAGUUGUCCUGAAUCUGUGAAAAAAUGGCUUCGACAGCUGAAGAAUGCUGGGAAAAUUCUUCUGUUAAUUACCAGUUCUCACAGUGAUUACUGUAGACUUCUCUGCGAAUAUAUCCUUGGGAAUGAUUUUGCAGACCUUUUUGACAUUGUGAUUACAAAUGCAUUGAAGCCUGGUUUCUUCUCCCACUUACCAAAUCAGAGACCUUUCCGGAUACUCGAGAACGAUGAGGAACAGGAGGCACUGCCAUCUCUGGAUAAACCUGGCUGGUACUCCCAAGGAAACGCUGUCCACCUCUAUGAACUCCUGAAGAAAAUGACUGGCAAACCUGAACCCAAGGUUGUUUAUUUUGGUGACAGCAUGCAUUCAGAUAUUUUCCCAGCUCGUCACUAUAGUAAUUGGGAGACAGUUCUCAUCCUGGAAGAACUCAGAGGGGAUGAAGGCACAAGGAGGCAGAGGCCUGAGGAGUCAGAGCCUCUAGAGAAGAAAGGAAAAUAUGAGGGACCAAAGGCAAAGCCUCUAAAUACUUCAUCUAAAAAAUGGGGCUCUUUUUUUAUUGAUUCAAUUUUGGGACUGGAAAAUACAGAAGACUCCUUGGUUUAUACAUGGUGUUGUAAGAGAAUCAGUACUUACAGCACUAUCGCAAUUCCAAGUAUUGAAGCAAUCGCAGAAUUACCUCUGGACUACAAAUUUACAAGAUUCUCUUCAAGCAAUUCCAAAACAGCUGGCUACUAUCCAAACCCUCCAUUGGCCUUAUCAAGUGACGACAUACUAAUAACCAAAUAAGUUGUCUUUACUGAAAAAUGAAGUGAAGACCCAUAUAUGCAGAUUAAAAAAAGUUAAUUUUCAAAAAUUUCUGUAAAAGGCUUUAAGGAACGAGUUUUUAAUGAAAAUUGACCAAGAAGUUGAUAUUUGUCCAUAGAUCUCCUUUCUAUAAAUUGUCUUGAUGUCUAGCAACACUUAUUAUAUUAAAAUCUCAGUAUCCUAAAACUUAGAACCUUAUUGAUGUUUUCUAUAUGAUAGUUUUGAGAUUAGAAUUCACCUGGGGAUGGACACACACACACACACUCAGUCUUACAUAUAUGCCUAGUCCAGUGGUUCUCAGAGUGUGGUCCAUAAACUAAUAGCAUAGCAUUACCUGAGAACUUGAUAAUGCACAUUUGCAGGCCCCACCCAAAACCUGCUGAAUCGCAAACUCUGAGAGUGGGGCCUACCAAUAUGUGGUUUAACAAGCUCAUCAGGUGAUUCUGAUUUACCUUAUAGUUUGAGAACCCACUGGCUAGACCAUAUCCUCCAAAUACUGGCUUAAUUGGUCUGGGUAAAUACAGCUGAGCAUUGUUAUCUUUUGUAUGCCAUAGGAAAGUGCAGCCAGAAUUGAAAACCGACUGAUCUAUACCAGUUCUUUCAAUUAAUAGUCAAGAACAUUGAGUCCAGUGAGAUUAAGUGAUUUUUCCAGGCUAUGAGUUUUUAUGCUAUUCCUGUGUUUUCCAAAACAAGAAAAUAUAAAGACACGAUUUCUUCUCUGUUUAUACAGCAAGUAUGGAACAGAGAUGGUCUAGAAGUCAACUAUCUCAACCUCCAUUGUUACCCAGUAGGUUUUUUUCUAAUAAUGUUAAAGGCUGUUUAAUUUACUUAAUCAAUUUUAAGCCUUACAUUCUCAACUGAGGACAAAAAUUGGUUCUUGGGGUGAAAAAAAAUCUUAGAUAUGGAUUGUAGACUUCCAAAAUCAUCCUAUUCAACAAAACGUUAUUCCUUGGUGUUAAUUUAUCUCAUUAGGAAGAAAUCUGUAGUUAAAACUAUUUAAUUUAAUUUGAAUUUGAUUUCUGUAGUUGGAAAGGGUGGUAAUAAUGAACAAAAAGUUUGAGAAAAAAAUGCUUUAAGGGGUUUUACAGGUAUACUACAAUCCAGGCCUGUUUUGUUCUAUGUGCUAGGUAUAGUCAUAUUAGUAGCUAUUUGUUGCAAGAUAUUUUGAGCCAAAUAAUGUUUGUAGUAUAGGUUCCUGGCUACUGUUUAUGCUGUAAUUUUAUUCUGUCUGUCUGUCCUGGGCGGUAUUCGAAAACACACUGAUUUUCACUAUCUGGUUUUCAAACACUGUCAUUAUUUUACCUGGAUUAUAGUGGAGGAUGUAGCAUAUCGAUGCAUGCAAUGGAAAGAAAAGAAUUUUGUUAAAAUUUGUAAAUGUUCAGAUAAAUCCCAGAUAUACUGUUGGAUGAGUAUCUCAGGGUAGGUUAAAAAAAAAUUACUGAAAUUUUUCCCUAACAGUAGCUUUGUUUGAUAUUUAACAAUAAGUAUAGGUGAUAUACUUGAAAUUUAUUUCCAGAAUGUCAUUGGAAUAUUACAAUGAGCAUAAAUAAUCAAGCUUAGGACUAAAUGAAAGAUGCUAUCUCAUGUAUGCUUUAAAUAGAUAACUGAUUUCAAAAUAAAGCUAUUUUUCCUUA